This is a messenger RNA of Somion occarium, 724 nucleotides long. NCBI's taxonomy places the organism in Eukaryota, Fungi, Basidiomycota, Agaricomycetes, Polyporales, Cerrenaceae. The record is from the annotation of a GenBank genome assembly.
AACGUCUGUCCAUCAAACCAAGAUAACUCAAAGGCCUAAACUUUUCUCGCAUUUUCUCUCACCCAGCAUCCAAAGUCCUCUCCAAGGUAUCCGUAAUCUCUCAUUGCUCAAGGAAGGAAUUCCGGUCCUGGUCCACCGAUGACUAUGAAACUCAUUCACGCGGGUCCGACCGAUAUAUGGUGACGGGUUCCCAGGACUUGUCCCAUCUCAUAGACUGCAGUUGGUUUCGCAAGUUGCCUAUCAUUACUUACCAUCUACCGCUCGCUAUUCCUUCUUGGGCGACUUCACCUGGUCAUCCGGGCACAUCUCCUUUACCAAGCAAUUCCGACCCUCCAGGGACGCCCCACGCGCUACCCCUGUGGCGAGGAAGGCUCUCAUUGUCAAGCAUGUCCCGGCAUCUUUGCUUCGCCUCAUUUCACUUCGCUUUGCUUCAAUUUGCGACACUUUAUGAGUGGAAAGACAGCCUCAUGUUCCUUCCCUUCAGGCUCCAAUGGACUAAUCCGCUUUCCACACACGACCGUGCAGUUUUCAUUUCAUCCUGUUUUGUAUUUGCGUUGCCCAGCCUCGCGUUAAUGCCUUUCAUAUCCCCUCUUUCCUGACCUUGCUUCCAUCCCUUCUCGUCAUUUGCUCAUUCCCUCGCUCAUUCCGAGGUCUCUGGAGUUCUGUACCCCUCACUGCACCUUGGAGUUCUGAGACCCCGGGUGCUUUUCAUGUGUUACAUAUC